UCUUUUGAUUGUAGCUUCCGGUGCCGCUGUGUCUCCGGUUUGGCCGGCCAGGCAGGGAGGAAUUAAACAUGAUGUCAAUGGAUUUUCUGGACGAUGUGCGGAGGAUGAACAAGAGACAGCUUUACUACCAGGUGUUAAACUUUGGUAUGAUCGUGUCCUCUGCACUGAUGAUCUGGAAGGGACUAAUGGUGAUCACCGGCAGUGAAAGCCCUAUAGUGGUUGUUCUUAGUGGCAGUAUGGAGCCAGCUUUCCACCGAGGGGACCUCCUUUUCUUGACCAACCGUGUAGAUGAUCCCAUCAGAGUGGGCGAAAUUGUGGUCUUCAGGAUAGAGGGGAGAGAAAUUCCCAUUGUGCAUCGUGUCCUGAAGAUCCACGAGAAGGAAAAUGGUGACAUCAAAUUCUUGACCAAAGGAGACAAUAAUGCAGUAGAUGACAGAGGACUUUACAAGCAAGGCCAAAACUGGCUGGAGAAGAAGGAUGUAGUUGGACGAGCUAGGGGGUUUGUUCCCUAUAUUGGAAUUGUGACGAUCCUUAUGAAUGACUAUCCCAAAUUUAAGUAUGCAGUUCUGUUCCUCUUGGGAUUGUUUGUCCUUGUACACAGAGAAUAACGUGGGGACUAUCAGACAGCAGCAAUUCACCUAUAGUUUGAUCAUCUGUAACUCAACAGAGCAACAUACAAAAGGACAGACCUCAUCUAGUGUAAAGUUUUUUUUGUUGGUUUUUUUUUUACAUUUGGAGACCAGUGUUUCUUAUAUAUUCUAUAAAUAUGUAUACCCUUUCCUGUGUUUACAGGGAUAAUAGAGUAUUUAAAGAUGGCCUGUAUCUCUGCCACAUUUCUCCACCUCAGUGGCAAACAACUGGCCAAAAAGUCAUAUCAACAUGCGCUGUUUACAGUUUUUUGCUUUUCAUAUUUUUUUUUAUAUAUCUAUAUAUACUUUGGGUGGAUUUUUUAUAUUAAAAUUUAAAGCCAAAGUUCUCAGCGUUUUUUGUAAUAUUUUGAAGCUUUAUUCUAAAGUGCCUACUCUAGAAUUGUUUUGUGUGUCCUGAUAUUACAUUGAAUAAACUGUGGUCUAGAUUUGUAUAUGUGGCAAGAACAGUGUGAUUUUCAUGUAUCACAACACAUACAAAUAACCCAAACAGCAUCCUUGCGAGUACAAUGCCAAUCAUCCAAGCUUUUUAUCUGUAAUGACUAUAAUGGUUCUUAAAUCUUCUAUUAACCAGAUGUCCGGUCAACUUCUUGUGAGAAUAAACAGAAACUUGAAAGCUA
Messenger RNA from Pelobates fuscus (common spadefoot toad), 1267 nucleotides. It is a transcript of the gene SEC11A, whose product is annotated as SEC11 homolog A, signal peptidase complex subunit. Gene Ontology annotation, molecular function: serine-type endopeptidase activity. The transcript has 6 exons. Bases 69 to 608 code for a protein of 179 amino acids. The record is from RefSeq and is a predicted model, not a curated record. Lineage: Eukaryota; Metazoa; Chordata; Amphibia; Anura; Pelobatidae. Gene Ontology annotation, cellular component: signal peptidase complex; membrane.